Molecule: messenger RNA, 762 nt
Organism: Fusarium odoratissimum NRRL 54006
Lineage: Eukaryota; Fungi; Ascomycota; Sordariomycetes; Hypocreales; Nectriaceae
Exons: 1
Coding region: 1-762 (253 amino acids)
Source: RefSeq, a predicted model, not a curated record
AUGGAACUCCUUGACGAGCUCGAAGCCAUGGCCCAAGCUGCAUUGGUAUCUCAGGACGAUGAUGACAUCCCUGAAUCGGCUAUCGCUCGUCGGCAAAAGCUAUUUGGCUACUCAGCUGCAAUGGCGGAGACAAAGAUCACGGAGCACCGAAACGACCCCUUGCGUUUCACUGUUUCUGAAGAUCACUGGGCUGUCGAGCGAGAUCGUAUGGAGGCUGAGGGACACGACCAUGAAUCUUAUGAACACUCAUGCAUUCGUACCUCGCGAGAUGCGAUCAACCAACGCCAGGAGAUGAAUAUGAAGGAGAAGCGAAGGCUUCGAGCCUCGACCUUCUUGGUCAAACUUGAAGGGCCCUUGCAUAGUGUCCAAGCCGUCAUUCAAGCAGUUGGUAAAUCAUCUGCAGACUCGACUCAAGUUCUUGCAGCUACCGACCUAUCUAGGCAACCUAGUUCCUUCUUCAAGGUCAAUGGGAUAGACAAGCUAGCCAUUGAAGGAUGGCUAAGGGAGAAUCCUUAUCCUGGUUUCACACCCACAUUCAUUCGGGAUCUAAAUGCACCAAAAGUUCUCUCGUCAAAUUCUGUUCACCCAACCCUGGGUCUUGAUACAACACUGCCUCAGUAUCGACUUGGAUCAGACGAGAUACCUCGACCUGCACAGAAGGAAUACCCAGUCGGGUAUUUCUUUCACGGAACCCUUGCCGACCCAUCCGUUCUGACUCCCAGGCUGAAUACUAUGCAGCCAAGAUUCGAGGUGGAGCUUUGA